Arabidopsis arenosa is the source of this 3134-nucleotide messenger RNA. NCBI's taxonomy places the organism in Eukaryota, Viridiplantae, Streptophyta, Magnoliopsida, Brassicales, Brassicaceae. The record is from the annotation of a GenBank genome assembly.
GGCCCGACAUUAACGUGGAACGAGGAGAUUCACUGGAUUUGAUGACUCGUCGGCUAUUUCUCCUCCUCCUCGCCGUCACGGUGGAGUUGGGCUUGACGGGAACAACCGUCGUAGCAUUCGGCGUGAACUGGGGAACGGAAGCGUCGCAUCCUCUUCCGCCUUCAAAGGUUGUAGAGCUGCUGAAAUCCAACGGCAUUGCCAAAGUGAAGCUCUUCGAUGCCGACCCAAAAGUUCUCCGAGCUCUCUCUGGUUCUAACAUCGGGGUCACUGUCGGAAUCCAAAAUUCGAUGCUCAAGAGCUUGAAUGCAUCCGUAAAGGUAGCAGAGAGCUGGGUCCAUGACAAUGUCACUCGUUACUUCAACGGCGGAAACAGAGUUCGAAUCGAGUACGUAGCAGUUGGAGAUGAGCCAUUUCUCCAGAGCUAUGGCAAUCAGUAUAGGCCUUUUGUCAUUGGAGCAGCUCUGAACAUCCAAAAUGCUUUAGCAAAGGCGAGCUUGGCUAAUGACGUAAAGGUUGUAGUCCCCUCAAGCUUUGACUCAUUUCUUUCUGAAUCCGGUCGACCUUCUUCAGGACACUUCAGGGCUGACCUCAACAAGACGAUGAUCGAACUCCUCUCCUUUCUCACAAAGCAUCACUCUCCAUUCUUUGUCACAAUCUCUCCUUUUCUAAGCUUUCACCAGAACAAGAACAUCUCCCUCGACUUUAGCCUCUUCAAACAAACAGCACAGGCUCACAAAGACGGGCGUAAAACCUACAGAAACAGCUUUGAUCUGAGCUAUGACACACUUGUCUCUGCAUUGUCUACAAUUGGGUUCUCAGAGGUGGAUAUCGUCGUGUCAAAGAUCGGUUGGCCUACAGAUGGAGUAGCAAAUGCCACAUCACCGACUGCUGAGGUGUUCUUCAAAGGACUGAUGGGUCACGUGGAGAAAAAGACGGGUUCUCUCCUGCGCCCUCCUGUUGAAACCUACAUUGAAAGCCUCUUGGACGAAGAUCAGAGAAACUUAUCUUCUGGGAACUUUGAGAGGCAUUGGGGAGUGUUCACAUUCGAUGGUCAAGCCAAAUACAGUUUCAAUUUCAGCCAUAACCCGAAGAAAGUGGGAAACGCGCAGAAUGUUCAGUACCUUCCUCCUAAGUGGUGUGUGGUGAACAAUAACAAGGACUUGUCAAACGCGUCAGCAAGAGCAUUAGAAGCUUGUGCUGUCGCGGACUGCACAUCGAUACUUCCUGGUGGGUCGUGUUCCGGCAUCAGAUGGCCAGGCAACGUGUCAUACGCGUUCAAUAGCUUGUAUCAGCAAAAUGAUCACAGUGCAGAGAGCUGCAACUUUGGUGGACUUGGUUUGAUCACUACCGUUGAUCCUUCUGAGGAUAAUUGCAGGUUCUCGAUUCAACUUGACACUUCUCAUUCAUCUUCUCAAAUUCCUAGUUUCUUUCAGAGCUGGCCUCUCCUCUUAUUGUUCCUUGUCAUGGCUGGGAUGUACAAUCAAGACGGCGGCGGAGGUGCGCCUAUCCCGUCGUACGGUGGUGAUGGAUACGGCGGAGGUGGAGGUUAUGGAGGCGGUGAUGCUGGAUAUGGAGGACGUGGUGCCUCUGGCGGAGGCGGUUACGGCGGACGCGGUGGUUAUGGCGGUGGCGGUGGUAGUGGUAGAGGAAAUCGAGGUGGUGGAGGUGGUGGAUAUCAAGGAGGUGAUCGCGGUGGAAGAGGAAGUGGUGGCGGCGGCAGAGAUGGAGAUUGGCGUUGUCCCAACCCUAGUUGUGGGAACGUGAACUUUGCAAGGAGAGUUGAAUGUAACAAGUGUGGUGCACCUGCUCCUUCUGGUACUGGUGCUGGUUCUGGUGCUGGAGAUCGUGGCAGUAGUGGAUAUAGCCGAGGUGGAGGUGCCAGUGAUCGUGGGGGUGGUCGUGGAGGUAGAAACGAUAGUGGUAGGAGCUAUGAGAGUAGUAGAUAUGAUGGUGGAAGUAGGAGUGGUGGUAGCUAUGGUAGUGGUAGUCAACAGAGGGAAAAUGGUUCGUAUGGUCAGGCUCCUCCUCCUGCAGCUAUUCCAUCCUACGAUGGUUCUGGAAGUUAUCCUCCACCCUCUGGUUAUGGAAUGGAAGCUGUGCCUCCGCCUCCAAGCUAUUCUGGUGGCCCCCCGUCAUAUGGUGCUCCAAGAGGAGGUUAUGGCGGUGAUGCACCAAGCACUGGUGGUCGGGGUAGUAGGAGUGGCGGCUAUGAUGGGGGUAGUGCUCCUCGACGGCAGGAAGCUAGUUAUGAAGAUGCAGGCACUGAAGUCAAGCAGUGCGAUGCGGAUUGUGAUGAUACUUGUGAUAAUGCUAGAAUAUACAUCUCUAAUUUACCUCUGGAUGUGACUACUGAUGAACUCAAGGAUCUCUUUGGUGGCAUUGGCCAAGUUGGAAGAAUUAAGCAAAAGCGGGGUUACAAAGAUCAGUGGCCCUAUAAUAUUAAGAUUUACACUGAUGAGAAGGGUAACAAUAAAGGUGACGCCUGUCUGGCCUAUGAAGAUCCUAGCGCUGCACACUCUGCAGGCGGCUUUUUCAACAAUUACGAAAUGAGGGGGAAUAAAAUUAGUGUAACGAUGGCAGCGAAGUCUGCGCCCCGUGCUCCUACCUUUGACCAGAGGUAGAUCUUUUAUCAGCACUUUACAUCUUUUUGUUACCAUUUAGCUGUCACCACUACUCCAUCUUAUAGGUUUCUGUACUCUAGUUAUUUUAGGCUUUUAGCUGUAUAAUUUUGGUGAGGGAAUGAGUUUGUGCUAUGCUAAGUUUGUAGAGACUGUAUGGGACUUGUUUCCUACUGGGGAUCUGCUUUGUACACUCAUCUAUGACAGAAAGGGUAGGAAAGUUUGUUAUGUCAUGAAAUUAUGCCUUAGGUCUAUGUUCAUGCCAUAGGAAUUAAUUCUAUGUAGCUAAACAUAUCUUCUAUCAUUUAGCUGUGGCUUCUUUUGAUUGUGAAGAGUAAUUUUUUUGUCCAUGCUUCUUAUAAGCUCCUAGUAAUUCCCCAUAUAAGUUGCAUUAUUAGCUGGUUUUUCAUGCUUUUUAAGACUCGCCUUUGUUAUGUUUGAGUCACUUCAUCUUCAGUAGUAAGCUGGUUUUAAUUAGAUGGUCUGAGUCUGAUGUAAUAAUGUGGUCUUUGUAAA